Symsagittifera roscoffensis is the source of this 3535-nucleotide messenger RNA. Its product is annotated as xylosyltransferase 2-like. Gene Ontology annotation, molecular function: protein xylosyltransferase activity. The coding region runs from base 558 to 3386 and encodes 942 amino acids. The record is from RefSeq and is a predicted model, not a curated record. The transcript has 14 exons. Gene Ontology annotation, biological process: heparan sulfate proteoglycan biosynthetic process; chondroitin sulfate proteoglycan biosynthetic process. NCBI's taxonomy places the organism in Eukaryota, Metazoa, Xenacoelomorpha, Acoela, Convolutidae. Gene Ontology annotation, cellular component: membrane.
GAGAUCAGUUGUGAAUUGUGUUGUUUUGUUGUGUUUCAGGUGGUUAUGGUUUAGUGACUUGUCCCUCUGGUGCUACUUAGCUCUUCCUCAUCCCCUAUUCCUACUCCUAUUACCACCCCCACCCUCCCUUCCCAUUUUAUUACUGCACAUUUUAUACUUACCCUGCCCUAGAUUACCUGAUCUCUCAUCCUGCAGUUGUUAUUAUUUGUAGUCAUUCUGUUCGUUUACCCUCUCUUGUUUUCAUCGUUAUAAUUAAUCGUUUUGCACAUACUCUAUCCACAAUCAAGUCCUGCUAUCGGAGCAGUCUGUCCAAUGGUGAAAGACAGCAUCGGAAUGUUAUCUCUAUAAUUUUGUUAUUUGUUCACAACAAGUAUUGCAAUGCUCUCCUCAAUUUGUGUCACGUUAUAUUGCCAAAUCGUUUAAUUUGCUCUUAUACUUCUGUCGGAACAGAAGUGCAUCGGUGCUCUCCUCAUCUGUCCUUCUGAGCUCAACUUGUCAUUCUUCUUUCUAUUCCAUCUUCUUCUUCUUCUUUUGCAACUGUUGCUUCCUCUGUGAGCAUGGGCUGCCCCCUGCGACUGAGGAGAUUGCGGGUGAGAGUGGGGACAAUGGGACUGCUUCCCCCCCGUUUCCUCUCCUCCCCCCUCCGACUCGCCCUCCUUCUCAUCCUCUCUGUGGCCACCCUUCUCUUCAUAUCACACUUGUACAUAUCUACACAUCCCCCCAAUCACAAUCACAAUCGAGCACACCCAAGCAGGCGUUUUAUGACUGAACUCAAUCUGCAGUGGGACUCUGACUACUCGGAUGACUUCCCACACGCACUAGGGGGUCAAUUGGGUAAAGGUGAAGGGGGUCAAGUGGGGGCGAGACAGAGGGGACAGCUGGACUUCCACACUAAGAGGGAGAUGGACAUGCGGGAGAAGAAGGAGUUGGAGACUGCGGCUGAGAGGACCAAACAGAGGCUUCACUUGGCUGCACUUGAGCACUCCCCUAACAGUCUCGUCAAUGGCACCUCGGUUGAGUUCGGAGACAAGUUGAAAGAGAUGCGUAGGAGUAACCCCUUGUUGGCCGGGGGCAUCCGGGACCUGAAGAGGGGGGCUUCGAGGAAGAGGGAACCUUUGCCCCCCAAGAGUGCAGAACCAGAAAGUGUGAGACAGCUGGAGAACCCGGAGAUGACCAAGUUCUUUGGCAAGUUCAUCGACCAGGCCAUGAAGAUCAAAGAGGGGAGGGAGGAAGAGUACCUGGAAGACUGUGGAAUCAAGAGGGGACAUGGGCCAAGUGCAUUCCACAGUGCCCUGGAUCGGGCCAAGACACACCAGUGCAAGGCAGAGAUAGCAGUGGUAGGAUGCAGUCUGACCAAAGCACAGUUGUAUCCAGCACCUCUCCUCAAGCCACUCCCCAACUACUGCCACUUCGAUGAACGGGAAAGAACUGAGCCUCUGAAGCUUCCUGGGCAACAUGUGAAUGGUCUGAUGGACAACAGACCCCCGAUGGAGACAGGGGGAGGGGCAGGGGCGGGGGGUGUGUUCAUAGUGUUUCUACUGCAGCUGAGUGGGCGGGGGGAGCGACAGGUGGAGAGACUGAUCAAGUCCAUCUACAGUGGCAGACACGCAUACCUUCUACAUGUAGACACGGACUCGGAGUAUCUGCACUCCUACCUGUCCCAGCUGGUGGCCCGCUUUGGCUCCCCUGGCAACAUCCGACUGAUGAAGAGCAGGUUCCAGACUCUGUGGGGCUCCUCACACCUGCUGCUGAUGCAGCUCGCUGGUUACCGGGAGGCCACCACCUUCUGGCCCCAGACUGACUUCGUCAUCAACCUCAGCGAGAGCGACGUCCGCAUCAGACCGGUGGAUGAGCUGGAGGGGAUGUUGAGUAUGAACAGAGGCAUGUCAUUCAUCACUGGGAUGAAGGCGGUAGCCAGGAGUCAGUUCAUGAAAAGACAGGGAGUGAACCAGACAUUCUACCAGUGCGACGGACACAUGUUCAGACUGUCUGCCAGGAGGGUACCGUAUGGAGUUCGAUUCUCAGGGGGCAGUGACUGGUUCGUGUUGGCACGCAACUUCAUAGACUACUUGCUACAUGCUCCCCCCGAGGACCAACUGGUGGACCCCCUUAGCAGAUUCUACUCUUUCUCACUACUCCCCUCCGAGUCGUUCUUUUCGACCAUAGUGAAGGCGUCUCCCAUGUGCAACAGAGUGAGGCCGACCGACUUGAAGUUCGCCAACUGGGCCAACAAGACUGGCUGCACCUGCAGUGAGAAGAGCACAGUGGACUGGUGUGGCUGCUCUCCCCUCGUCAUCCGCAACAUAUCCACCUUCCCAAUCUACCAAUCAGACAUCAAGUCUUCCAACAUGUCUAGACGACCUCGCUUCUUCGCGCGCAAAUUCGACUCGACAAUUUCACUGUCAGCCAUCAAUGAGGUGGACACAUCUCUGAAUGAGCGAAUAGGCACCCCCUUGUCCCCAUCAGUGGGAGAGGGAGGGAGUUGGAACAGCUACUGGCUCAACUUCUUCCACCACUCAUUCGACAGAGUAGAAGUGAAGAAGAGUGUGACCACCCCCCUCAAGUACAUCUCAGCCGCCAUCAUCAUGCAACACCUGCCCCCUCACAUCAUAGCCCCCCAUCACUCCCUCCCAGAAGUGGAGGCGAAACAAAUGCGAGCAGACCACUUCUACUCUCAUGACAAGUAUGUGGGGGAUGUGAUCACGCUCUCCCUCUCUACCUCCUCGUACAAGCAGCAGGGGGAGGGGGAGGGAAAGGGGAACGUUGUGAUGGUGCAGACUCUGGUGACUCGGAAGGAGAGGGAGAAGGAGAACUACUUUGACCCACAGAUAUUCACUUCCUACGCCCAGGUGACUACUCACUUCGACAGCAAGGAGAAUGUGUCUCGCAGUAGUAACAACUGGGUGACCCAAUGGGACUCCCUCGUUACCCUGUUUGUGGGCUUCAGGAGGGACUUUGUGAGGAAGAUACCCCCCAUUGCAGAGCACCAGUACCCUUUCUCAGUUUUCCUCAGUCAGGUCGGGGGAGAUGACCCACCCACCUUCGAGGGAGAGCACAAGACACAGCACCUGAGUGUAAUGUUCAAACAACAGUUUCAGAUCAAGUUCACAUCCAAUUGCACUCGACACGAGUGGCUCUUCGAGGUGUUUGACCCUUCAGACAGACUGGUGUUGAAGCAGCACUUCAUGGUGUUCGGAGAUAGAGCAAAGAGGAGUUCACUGGAGACAUACUUCUCUCUAGAGGACUCAUGCAUCAUAUCAGCCCCUACUCCUACUACAGACACCACACACGUCCAGUCGGAUGAGUCAUGUGCAAAUAAACACUGGAGUCUCUUCUAUCCAGACCCGAAAAGUGCAUUUGUGCCAGACAGACACGUCAUGUUAUGAACAAAUUAAGAAACGUGACCACUAUCGGAAAAAUGUUCGCUUUGUACUCCGGAAAGCGUUUGAUCCAAUAAACUAAAACUCAAAGCUAAAACAAAGCUUACGCUGCAAAUGUAGAAUACAAGGUUUUUCAAUUAAACUAGUGGCUUGAA